Messenger RNA from Chaetomium strumarium, 1836 nucleotides. Its product is annotated as glycoside hydrolase family 18 protein. The transcript has 3 exons. Gene Ontology annotation, molecular function: chitin binding; chitinase activity. Gene Ontology annotation, biological process: carbohydrate metabolic process; chitin catabolic process. The coding region runs from base 27 to 1556 and encodes 509 amino acids. Lineage: Eukaryota; Fungi; Ascomycota; Sordariomycetes; Sordariales; Chaetomiaceae. The record is from RefSeq and is a predicted model, not a curated record. Gene Ontology annotation, cellular component: extracellular region.
GGUACAUUGUCUCUCGGGGAAGCAAGAUGCCAUCUUCACUUUCUCUUCUCGUCGCUCCUUUGCUGCUGUUGUCCACGGCCUCGGGCCUCCCGCAGGUGCAGGAUAUUGAGCUUGGCCCUGGAGAAGAUGUCGCCGUGGCAUGCGAAUGCCCGGAAGUGACGGUAGUGACGGUAGUGACGGUAGUGACGACGACAGUAUGGAUGACCGAGCCGACGAGCAUUCUGAGCCCUACUAGUUCUUCUGGCUCCACGACACUCACCUCAACGCCCCUUCCAUCCACCACACCCUGCUCAUCGAGCAUUACCGAGACCUCUUCGGUGCCUAUCGACCCGACCCCGUCCUCCCCGCCCGGCAACGGCAACGGCACGGGUAGCCCACCCCCUUCUGGAUAUCGCAACGCUCUCUACUUCACAAACUGGGGCAUCUACGGUGCCAACUUCCAGCCCCAGCAGCUCCCUGCAGACAAGAUCACGCACGUCUUGUAUGCCUUUGCCGACAUUGCAUCCGAUGGCGAGGUGAAAUCGUCGGACUCGUACGCCGACCUGGAGAAGCACUACCCCGGCGACUCGUGGAACGACGUGGGGCUGAACGCCUACGGCUGCGUCAAGCAGCUGUACAAGCUCAAGAAGCAGCACCGGCAGAUGAAGACCCUGCUCUCCAUCGGCGGGUGGACGUACUCGCCCAAGUUCGCCCCCGUUGCCGCGACGGAAGCCGGACGACAGCGCUUCUGCAACUCUUCAGUUACUUUACUCAAGGACUGGGGCUUCGACGGCCUCGACAUCGACUGGGAAUACCCGUCCGACGCCCAGCAAGCGCAGGACUUCGUCGCGCUGCUGCGCACGUGCCGCGACGCCCUGGACGCCUACGCCGCGCAACACGCACCGGGCUACCACUUCAUCCUGACCAUCGCGGCGCCCGCGGGCCCGCAGAACUACAACACCCUGGCAAUGGAAGCCAUGGACCCGCUGCUGGACGCGUGGCACGUCAUGGCCUACGACUACGCCGGCUCGUGGGACACGACGUCGGGCCACCAGGCCAACCUGUACCCGGACCCGACCAACCCGCAGGCGACCAAAUUCAGCACCGACCGCGCCGUGCGCGACUACCUGGCGCGCGGCACCCCGCCCCACAAGAUCUUGCUGGGCCUGCCACUCUACGGCCGCGCCUUCGAGGGCACCAAGGGGCUCGGCCAGCCGUACACGGGCGUCGGCCAGGGCUCGAUCCAGAACGGCAUCUGGCUGUACAAGGACCUGCCGCGGCCGGGCGCGACCGAGCUGUACGACGACGUGGCCAAGGCGAGCUACAGCUUCAACGCCGCCGCGGGCCAGCUGGUGUCGUACGACACCGUGGGCAGCGCGGCCGUCAAGGCCGGGUAUCUGGUCGAGCACGGACUGGGCGGCGCCGUCUUCUGGGAGGCGGCCGGCGACAAGAACGGGAGCGAGAGCCUGGUCGGCACGCUCGCGGCGGGCAUGGGCCAGCUGGAGGCGGCGGCGAAUCUGCUGAGUUAUCCGGCCAGUCGGUACGAGAAUAUUCGGAAGGGCGUACCCGGCGAGUAGAGAGGGCUGGGCAUUUGCAUUGCAUUGCAUUCUGCCGGGUUUAGAGGGGUUGAUUGAUUAGGAAUGAUUAUUGUUUUACGCGCGCUGGCUCUGGGUGUUUUUGUUGUUCCGGCAGGCUGAAUACCUAGCUGACCUUAUCUCACCUAGCUACGUGAGCUGGACAUGCUCUACCUGGCUGGUUGGCGUGGAGUGUAUUCAUAUUCCAUUGUUCCUCAUCAAUCUUCCCACAAGCAUCGAUCUGCAUCUGGACAUAGGACGCAAUAGACUUUCCGGCUAUUGA